AUGACGGAGGGAAACACAAAGAGCGAGGAAGCACAUAUAGGCAGCACCGUGACCACCACUAGGGGUUCAGGCGGGGUCCUAGGCACCGGGGCCAGCAGUGUUGUGACAACACAACAGUAUGCUGAACGACUGGAAUUUUACUUCGUGGCUAACAAAAUCACAGACGAAGGACAACAGGAGGCAAUUUUCCUGAGUUUGUGUGGCGCCAAAGUAUAUGCAGUGUUGCGGGAUUUGUGCCAGCCCGGUAAGCCGGCGGAUACAGACAUGACAUUGACGGAGAUGCUUCAGAAAUUAACGGAUCACUUUGCGCCAAAACCCAGUUUGAUUGUGGAACGAUUCAAUUUUCAUUCCAAAUUGAGACAACAAGGUCAGUCUGUUUCUUCGUUUGUUGCGGAGCUAAGGAGGCUCACGGAACAUUGCAAAUUUGGAACUGCAUUAGAUGACAUGCUUAGAGACAGACUUGUGUGUGGUAUCAACGAGGAUAGCAUCCAACGUCGUUUGUUGUCUGAGGAUGAUGAAAAAUUGACUCUAGCACGGGCCAUUGACUUGGCCACAUCGAUGGAAACAGCAUCCAAGGACCUGGCGGACUUCCAACUAACUGGGGCAGAAGGAACGGUCCACAAAGUCCAGCUAGGAGCAGAUCGGCGCGUCCCACUGAGUGGCUGUUUCCGGUGCGGUGGUAGUCAUGGGCCGACAGACUGCCGGUUCAUUGAUGCAAUUUGCCACAAUUGCCACAAAAGGGGGCACUUGGCCAGAAAAUGUCGCAGUGCCGGGCAGAUAAGGAAACCUGAAGGACCAACAUCAGGUGCAACUUACAGGUUGGGAAAUGAGACCGAAAAUGUAGAAUAUGCACACACACUCUAUAACCUGACUAUGGAGGAGAAAGUGGAACCAUACAAAGAGCACAUACAAAUAAAUGGACAUGACGUUGAAUUUGAAAUUGACACUGGAGCAGGCAUGACGAUAAUUACUGAGGACACGUACCAAAAGAUGGGGGGAGGAAGACUCCAACACACACAUGUGAAACUAUACACCUACACCAAAGACAAGGUGGGAGUGUUAGGGAAACUGCAAGUGCAAGUCAACUACAGAGGGCCAAAACAAUUACCAUUACUGGUGGUAAAGGGAGAGGGCCCAAAUCUCAUGGGCAGAAAUUGGUUGAAAGCAAUUAAAAUAGAUUGGAGCACUGUAUUUAGCCUGAGGUUAAGUAUGCAGCAGGACUUAGAUGAGCUACUCACGAGACAUGAGGAUGUUUUUAAGAAGGAACUGGGCAUGUUAGUCGGGGCCUCAGCAAAAAUCUAUGUCGAGCGAGAUGCCAAGCCAAGAUAUUUCAAAGCUCGACCACUGCCAUAUGCACUAAAAGACAACGUUGAGGCUGAAUUAGUAAGGCUGGAGAAGGAAGGCAUUCUUGAACCCGUGAACUUUUCGGAGUGGGCCGCCCCCAUUGUGCCCAUCAUAAAACCAGACAAAACAACUAGAAUCUGUGGGGACUAUAAAGUCACUGUAAACCCAGUGUCAAAAUUAGAUAACUACCCAAUCCCGAAAACAGAGGACUUGUUAGCAGUAUUAGGAGGUGGAAAAAAAUUUACCAAACUGGACAUGUCUCAAGCCUACCAGCAACUCAGGUUAGAUGAGGACUCAAAGAAGUUCACAACAAUAAACACACAUCGAGGACUAUACCAGUACACAAGAUUGCCGUAUGGAGUGUCUUCGGCACCAGGCAUUUUCCAGCGCACCAUGGAUGGUCUAUUGCAAGGACUGUCUCAAGUAGUGGUGAGAGUGGACGACAUCUUAGUAACAGGGAAGGAUGAUGCUAGCCACUUAAAAAAUCUCGGAGAGGUGCUUGAAAGAAUUGCAGCUGCAGGCCUUCGCUUGCAACGACAAAAAUGUGUGUUCAUGGCACCCGAGGUAGUGUAUCUCGGUUACAAAAUUAACUGCAACGGCAUCCAUCCAGUGGCAGAUAAAGUUGAAGCCAUUGUAAAUGCUCCUCAGCCAACUGACCAGACACAGUUGAAAUCGUUCCUUGGAAUGCUAAAUUACUAUCACAGAUUCUUGCCAAACAUAUCCACCAUCUUGGAGCCUUUACAUGAACUGCUGAGAAAGGGAAAUGCGUGGAAAUGGACGACGAAUCAGAGUCGAGCAUUCGAGGCAGCAAAAAAGUGUCUCCAAUCUGAUAAACUAUUGAUACACUUUGAUGACGGAAAGCCACUUUAUCUGGCCUGUGAUGCUUCCCCAUACGGUGUGGGGGCCGUUCUAUCUCACCGUUUCCCAGAUGGUUCAGAAAAGCCCAUUGGAUACAUGUCCCGUUCACUAACAGUGGCUGAGAGGGGUUACUCUCAAUUGGAAAAGGAGGCACUAGCCAUCAUGUUUGGCCUAAAAAAAAUUCAUCAAUACCUUUUCGGCAAGCACUGCACCAUCGUCACAGAUCACAAACCGCUGCUGGGUCUUUUGGGUGAGAGCAAAAGCAUUCCACAGUUGGCGGCAGCCAGAAUGCAGAGGUGGGCCUUGCUUUUGGCAGCUUAUGAAUACACCUUAGAAUACAAGGAAGGCUCGAAACAUAGGAACGCUGAUGCCUUAAGCCGACUCCCAUUGCCAGUCAUGCCCAGCAGUACACCACGCGAGGAGGAGGUAAUAAUGCUGAUGGAACACAUGAAUGGAACACCAUUGCAAGCCAAGCAGAUCCGGGACUGGACCAGACGAGAUCCAAUAUUGUCCAGAGUGCAACAAUGGCUGUUACAUGGUUCCUGGCCCAAGGUAUGUGCUGAUCCACGAGUGAAGCCGUAUAUGAAAAGACAGCAUGAGCUGAGUGUGGAGGAUGGCUGCCUUCUGUGGGGGACAAGGGUGGUAAUACCACCUCGGGGUCGGCAGGUAAUGACGGAAGAGCUACAUGCAGCUCAUCCAAGGGUCUCAAGGAUGAAAUCCCUAGCCCGAAGUUACGUAUGGUGGCCCAACAUGGAUGAGGAGUUGGAGGCAGCAGUGUGCAGAUGUCAUACAUGUCAAGCUAACCAGGCCACACCUCCGGCCGCGCCACUGCAUCCCUGGGAGUGGCCAAAUCAGCCAUGGAUGAGACUACAUUUGGAUUUUUGCGGGCCCAUUCUGGGAAAAAUGUUUUUGAUUGUCAUCGAUGCUUACUCCAAAUGGAUGGAGAUCAUCCCAAUGCAGUCCAUAACCUCCUCAAUAACUAUUGAGAAAUUGAGAAGCAUAUUUGCCACUCAUGGCAUCCCAGCAAGUCUGGUUACAGACAAUGGGCCAAGUCUGGUCAGUGCAGAGUUUGAAAAUUUCCUCAGAAAAAAUGACGUAAAACAUGUGACAACAGCCCCAUACCACCCGUCCUCAAAUGGCUGUGCGGAGCGCGCUGUACGGGUCUUCAAGGACGCCAUCAAGAAGAUGGGGGAGGGAAGUGUGGAAACAAAGGUGUCUAGGUUUCUCUUUAAAUACAGAUCAACCCCUCAGACUACAACCAGCAUUACGCCUGCGGAGCUGCUAAUGAACAGGAGAUUGCGAACGCAGCUGGACAUGGUCCGGCCAGCACUGUCAGACAAAGUGGGCUCAAACCAGGCAAAACAAAAACAAAACCAUGACAAAAGGGCCAGGGACCGAGUGUUCACAGACUGUGAGGCUGUAUACAUACGAGGAUAUGCGGGUCAGAAAUGGAUUCAGGCGAGACUCGUGGAGAGGACUGGUCCAUUGUCUUGGACAGCAAAAACUCAAGAUGGCAAGCUGGUGAGAAGACAUCAGGAUCAGAUCCGUCCACGUUAUGAUCAGAAGGAAACUCUUCGUGACACAUCAGAGUACAGUUUUCCCGAGGAUUUCCAUUCAGCACCACCAGGAGCAGUUGAUCAGGAACUAGUUGAUCAGGAACUAGUUGAUCUGGAACCCGAUGAGCAGGAACCAGGUGAUCAAGCACAGGAUGCAGAAGUGGGAGUCAGGGACACCGCUCGCCAAAGGAAACCUCCAUCAUAUCUUAAGGACUAUGUUCUCAUACAGACUCAGUGA
This is a messenger RNA of Entelurus aequoreus (snake pipefish), 3996 nucleotides long. RefSeq lists its product as uncharacterized. The transcript has 3 exons. The coding region runs from base 1 to 3996 and encodes 1331 amino acids. NCBI's taxonomy places the organism in Eukaryota, Metazoa, Chordata, Actinopteri, Syngnathiformes, Syngnathidae. Gene Ontology annotation, molecular function: nucleic acid binding; zinc ion binding. Gene Ontology annotation, biological process: DNA integration. The record is from RefSeq and is a predicted model, not a curated record.